This is a messenger RNA of Cyclospora cayetanensis, 1611 nucleotides long. Its product is annotated as protein GLE1. The transcript is spliced from 10 exons. Gene Ontology annotation, cellular component: cytoplasm; nuclear pore cytoplasmic filaments; nuclear pore. Bases 1 to 1611 code for a protein of 536 amino acids. Gene Ontology annotation, biological process: poly(A)+ mRNA export from nucleus; regulation of translational termination; regulation of translational initiation. Gene Ontology annotation, molecular function: phospholipid binding; translation initiation factor binding; inositol hexakisphosphate binding. NCBI's taxonomy places the organism in Eukaryota, Apicomplexa, Conoidasida, Eucoccidiorida, Eimeriidae. The record is from RefSeq and is a predicted model, not a curated record.
AUGCAUGGCGGUACUGGGAAAACUGGAGCCGCGCGAAAAUGCAAAAAUCCAGCAGCAGCAGCAGCAGCAGCAGCAGCGGUAGCGCGAGCUGCCGAGACACCGCAGAGGGCAGAGUACAGGGAGGCCGUUCGAUCCACCAAAGCAGCAGCAGCAGCCGCUGUGCAGAAAUCUGCAACAGAACCUGCAGAUUCUCCUCCAACAUCAGUAGAAUCUGCAGGAGGAGCGGAAGCCGUGCAGCAUUCAGUGUCGACGAUCCGGAGAGGAAAGGCAUCAGCGCAAUUUGUGCAGGAGUUUGCUGCUGAUUCUGCUGCAGCUGCUAGAGAUCCUCGAUCGAACGCUGCAGCCUCAACUGCGCUUAGUGCAGAACAAGUGAGAGCAGCAGUAGGGGGGAAGCGCCAUUCUCCCGUUGAGAAGGAGCAACAAGAGGAGCUUGCUGCUGCUGCAGCUGCCGACCGCUUUUCCUCCCUCCGGCGACUGCUGGAAGCGACAAAAGACGCUAAGGCUGAGCUGAUCGCUGAGCAGCAAGCGGAGGAAAAGGCAGAACAAAGACGCGAGGCGGAGAGGCUGGAGGCACUCAGACAGAAGGCGGAGAGAGAACGCAGGGAGAAGGAAGAGGCGGCAAAGCGUCAGGCUUUGCUGGAGGAGCAGCAGCGCAAGAAGGAGGAGGAGCAGCAGCAGCGACGGAGGGAGGAAGAAGAGCGGAGGAAGAAGCAAGAGGCAGAGGAGAGGAAGAAGCAAGAGGCAGAGGAGCAGAGAAAACAGGAGGUGGAAAAAGCGCAGCAGAAGCAACAACUACAGGAAGCAGCGCAGACGGAUGUCACUGGUAUGGUGUAUUGGGGAGAGCAAACAGACGGGAGCCAUGCACGGGCUAUUGAGACGCUUCGUGGUUUCAUUAGGGGGCCUCUAAAGCGCAUGCCAGAGGGAGCAGAGGAAUUUUUUUGUCGUGAACUGGCCAAAAGGAUCCUUGCCUUGUGUGAACGGGGAGGACAGCUAAGUGUGCGACCCAGUUCGGUUUGGGCGUAUGGUUAUCUCAUUCGAGGUGUGGCUUCGCAUGCCAAAGACUUUGAGAGAAUCUUUCGGGCAGCUCUCUUCUCCGUCUGCACCUACGCAACCCCUUUCUCCCACCGAAGGACGCAGGGGAUGACGGCAGAGGCCUUUUAUCGCCUUCGUGGGCAAUGGGCUGGGGAGUCUGAGGUCGAUUUCUUCGACAGAAUGGCAGCAUCCCUACGCCUCUGGAUAGCGUAUCUUGUCUGCUCCCAGAAACUAGAGGAUGUCUGGCUGUGGGGGGCACGAUUUAUCAACAUGCUAUGCAGCACGUCGGCGAAGGCGGGCCGCAUUGCCCCCGCCCUGCUGCUCGAAUUCCUUCAAACGGCUGGCCAUGCGGCGGCUCGCCAGUACAAGAAGCAGUUUUCCAAAGUCAUGGAUAUUAUUCGGACGUCAGUCCUGCCUCGUUUCGAGGCGUUGAAGCAGAAGAACGCAGAGGGCAUAGGGGCAACGGUCACACAGCUGGCCCUCUUGGUGGAAGACUUUUACAAGAGCGGCCACGCUUUCCCUGAGCCGGAGGGGAAACAGAUGAAGCAGAAGGAGAGCGAACUUAGCCAGGACGUGUGA